Molecule: messenger RNA, 828 nt
Organism: Medicago truncatula (barrel medic)
Lineage: Eukaryota; Viridiplantae; Streptophyta; Magnoliopsida; Fabales; Fabaceae
Product: transcription factor MYB101
Exons: 3
Coding region: 1-828 (275 amino acids)
Source: RefSeq, a predicted model, not a curated record
AUGUCUUCUUCAUCAUCAUCAUCAUCGACCGAUACUAAAAAAGGAACAUGGUCAAAAGAAGAAGAUGAAAUAUUAAAAGCAUAUGUGGAAAAACAUGGAACCAGAAAUUGGAACGAGGUAUCAAAAAAUGCGGGGCUUAUACGUUGCGGUAAAAGUUGUCGUCUAAGAUGGUAUAAUCACCUACAACCAGAUGUGAAAAAGGGUCCAUUUAGUGAAGAAGAAAAAUCUAAAGUUUUUGAGUUCUAUAUAAAGUAUGGUGAAUUCAAAUGGUCUAAGCUGGCUCAUGAGUUACCGGGAAGAAGCGAUAAUGACAUCAAGAACUUUUGGAAUGCGAGAAAAAGAAAACUUGAAAAGCUCGGCUUGUCACCCUUCCCCGACAACAUGGAACCGGAUCAUAAGUUGAAUAGUAGCCAACAAGUUGAGGAUUCACAAGAAGAUGAAUUUAAUAUACCACAAUUGAAAUUUAGAAAAUAUCCAUCAAUUUUUGAUGAGAUAAAUGAAAAACUUUUAGAUGUUCCAAACAUGUUCUACAAUAAUGUGGGAAGUACUUCAACAUUGAUUGAUAGGGGUAGCAGCAUUAUUGGAACUUCUCAUAUUCAUAUACCUAUAGCUCUACCCUCACCAUGUUCAUACCUUCCACUUCCUUCACCUAUGAUGCUUGAUGAAAAUGGGAAGAAGCCAAUUUCAUUGGAGGACGAUUUUGAAGCAAACCUUGAUGAUUUCAUGGAUUUGAUUGACUUCAGUAAUUUGGAGGACGAUGUUGAAGCCGGCAGUCGUUUAUUUGACAAUGAUGAUAUAUAUAACAGUAACUUGCAUGACAAGAUAUAA